Messenger RNA from Clonostachys solani, 2085 nucleotides. NCBI's taxonomy places the organism in Eukaryota, Fungi, Ascomycota, Sordariomycetes, Hypocreales, Bionectriaceae. The record is from the annotation of a GenBank genome assembly.
AUGAGUAUCGCCGGAUUGCCUGAUGCGGCCGACAUUCCCAAUGAUGGCACUGGUGUCGUCAAGCUUGACCCUUGGCUAGAGCCAUUCAGCGAUGCGCUUAGGCGCCGAUUUUCAAAAACACAGGAAUGGAUCCAAACCAUCAAUGAUUCUGAAGGAGGGAUUGAUAAGUUCUCAAAGGGCUUUAAUCACUACGGAUUCACCAUCAACGACAACACUAUCGUGUAUCGAGAGUGGGCCCCAAAUGCCGAAGCGGCGUAUCUCAUUGGAGACUUCAAUGAGUGGAACCGAGGCUCCCACGCGAUGAUCAAGAAUGAGUUUGGGGUUUUUGAAAUUACUCUGCCUGCAAAGAAUGGACAGCCACAGAUCCCACACAACUCCAAAGUCAAGAUCUCGCUCACUCUUCCGGGGGGCGAACGAGCUGAUCGUCUCCCAGCAUGGAUCAAGUAUGUCACACAGGAUCUGGCUGUUUCCCCAGCGUAUGAUGCUCGUUUCUGGAAUCCUCCCACCUCUGAAAGAUAUAAUUUCAAACAUCCUCGACCUCAGAAGCCAGCGAGUGCGCGCGUAUACGAGGCGCAUGUUGGCAUCUCAUCACCUGAUCAAAAGGUUGCGACGUACAAAGAAUUUACAAAAAACAUGCUGCCCCGAAUCAAUGAUCUUGGCUAUAAUGUCAUUCAAUUGAUGGCUGUCAUGGAACAUGCUUACUAUGCCAGCUUUGGCUAUCAAGUAAACAAUUUCUUCGCGGCAAGCAGCCGUUAUGGCACCCCGGAGGAUCUCAAAGAACUCAUUGAUACUGCUCAUUCCCUAGGAAUAGUUGUCCUUCUUGAUAUGGUGCAUAGCCAUGCCUCGAAAAAUGUCCUUGACGGACUAAAUGAGUUCGACGGCACCGACCAUCAAUACUUUCAUGCCGGGGGGAAGGGCCGCCACGAUCAGUGGGACAGCCGCCUAUUCAACUAUGGACAUCAUGAAGUCAUGAGAUUUCUUCUAAGCAACCUGCGGUUCUGGAUGGACGAGUAUCAGUUCGAUGGUUUCCGUUUUGAUGGUGUGACAAGUAUGCUCUACAUUCAUCAUGGAAUGGGUUUUGGUUUCUCGGGAGGUUAUCAUGAAUACUUUGGUUCCGAAGUAGACGAAGAGGCGGUAGUUUACCUUGCACUUGCCAACCAUCUCCUUCAUUCCCUGUAUCCUGAGUCCAUCACAAUCGCAGAAGAUGUGUCUGGAAUGCCAGCCCUGUGCCUCCCUGUAUCUCUGGGCGGUGUUGGGUUUGACUAUCGGCUCGCUAUGGCUGUCCCAGAUAUGUGGAUCAAGAUCCUGAAGGAGGUCAAGGAUGAAGAAUGGGACAUUGGGAACAUAUGUUUCACUCUGACGAAUCGCCGCCAUGGGGAGAAAACUAUUGCAUAUGCUGAGAGUCAUGAUCAAGCACUCGUUGGAGAUAAAACAUUGAUGAUGCAUCUCUGCGACGCUGAGCUAUAUACCAAUAUGUCUGUGCUUUCGCCUCUGACGUCCGUCAUCGACCGUGGAAUGGCUCUUCACAAGAUGAUUCGACUAUUGACGCACAGUCUGGGUGGCGAGGGCUAUCUCAAUUUUGAGGGGAAUGAGUUUGGCCAUCCUGAAUGGCUUGAUUUUCCUCGGGAAGGAAAUAGCAAUUCUUUCUGGUAUGCCAGACGCCAGCUGAACCUAACCAGCGAUAACCUUCUCCGCUACCAAUUUCUUAACAAUUUUGAUCGUGGAAUGAAUCGGUGUGAGGAAAAGUUUGGCUGGCUGCACUCACCCCAAGCAUUCGUCUCGCUUAAACAUGAAGGCGACAAGGUGAUAGUGUUUGAACGCGCGGGGCUUGUUUUCAUCUUCAACUUUCAUCAUGCUAACAGUUUCGCCGAUUACCGAAUCGGAAUUGAGGUUCCUGGGACCUACCGGAUUGUUUUGAACAGCGACUCCAAGGAAUACGGUGGGUUCGGCAGGAUUGACGAAGAGACCCGAUUCUUCACCACCCCAAUGGAGUGGAAUGGCAGGAAGAACUGGACGCAUGUGUAUAUUCCAUGCAGGACUGCAUUGAUUCUCGCUUUGGAGAGCCCAGUCUCCCAACAGGCAUAG